CUCUGGCCAGGACGAUAACAUUACACAAAGAUGCUGUUGGACUAUUGGGAUUCUCGCAUAAGGAUAAUUUGAUCACAUCGGUGAUGAAGGAAUCAAGUGCAAGUCGCAAUGGACUGCUCAUCAAUCAAAGGAUCGUUGAAGUGGAUGGGAGAAAUGUCAUGGCUUUUAAGAACAAAAAGUUGAAAGAGUUGCUGGAAGAUGCGCCAAUGGCUGUCACUUUAACACUUAUGCCUGCUGAAUUUUAUGGCGAAUUAACUAAAAAGUUAGUAAAUUUUACCAGAACUUACUUUUUGAAUGCUACUGCCCAAAUUCUUGCUUUUUAUGCGUUUUGCACCACAAAAACGCUUGAAGGCGGAAUCAUUUUAUGCUUUGCAACACAGAGACGCAAUAAGCCGAAAACAGUAAAUAUCAUGCCUGCCUGUAUGUUUGUCCAGCUGUCUGCCUAGUC
Molecule: messenger RNA, 448 nt
Organism: Gongylonema pulchrum
Lineage: Eukaryota; Metazoa; Nematoda; Chromadorea; Rhabditida; Gongylonematidae
Source: the annotation of a GenBank genome assembly